Molecule: messenger RNA, 304 nt
Organism: Mollisia scopiformis
Lineage: Eukaryota; Fungi; Ascomycota; Leotiomycetes; Helotiales; Mollisiaceae
Exons: 1
Coding region: 64-249 (61 amino acids)
Source: RefSeq, a predicted model, not a curated record
UGCAUGGUAUACAAUGGGUCAGAGUUUGAGUUUGCGUCUUGAGUCACUUUUUCUUUGAUGGUGAUGGAAGUGUGUGUCAGUCUUUCCCUCCUCUCUUCUCUCCUCCUCCUCUUUCUUGCCCUUUUCGCUAGCGCUAGCGUGUAUCAGGCGGCGACUUCUUUCAAGAUCAGGAAAAAAUUUGAGGCUCCUCGUUCCUUUCCUCUUCCUCAAAACUUCACGCGUUCACCUCUUGAGAGCCAUUCUACCUAGGAAGCUGACCAUAUUCGGUCACAACAGUUGCGCCUCGCCAUCUUGUUUCCGUUGA